ACAAAUCCUUACAAUUAAUUAUUAAUUUCAUUCACUAAAAUCCUCUCUCUUUCAUUCCUUAAAUACCAUCUUUCUUCUUCUCAACCCUCACCAUAAACACACAGUAGCUACGCAGCACACUCAUUCCUCCUUAGCAUAGAACACACAGAAAAAUGGCCAAAGACGUUGAGCAGGUCGCAGAGCAAGGAGAAUACUCCGCCAAGGACUACCAUGACCCACCUCCGGCGCCGUUGAUCGACGUAGAAGAGUUGACAAAGUGGUCUUUGUACAGAGCCGCCAUAGCUGAGUUCAUAGCAACCCUUCUCUUCCUUUACAUCACCGUGUUGACCAUUAUUGGCUACAAGAGACAGAGUGAUACCACCAUUAGCGGUAACACCGAAUGUGACGGCGUUGGGAUUUUGGGCAUAGCUUGGGCCUUCGGUGGCAUGAUCUUCAUCCUUGUUUACUGCACCGCCGGUAUCUCCGGAGGACACAUCAACCCUGCAGUGACAUUUGGGUUGUUCCUGGGGCGUAAGGUGUCGCUUAUAAGGGCGUUGUUGUACAUGGUAGCACAGUGUGCUGGUGCAAUCUGUGGUGCUGGGUUGGCAAAGGGGUUCCAAAAAUCUUACUACAAUAGGUAUGGAGGAGGAGUUAACCUUGUGAGCGAUGGGUACAACAAAGGAACCGCUUUGGGUGCUGAGAUUAUUGGUACCUUCGUCCUUGUUUACACUGUUUUCUCCGCCACUGAUCCUAAGAGGAGCGCUAGAGACUCUCAUGUUCCUGUGUUGGCACCACUUCCCAUUGGAUUUGCUGUGUUCAUGGUUCACUUGGGUACAAUUCCUGUCACUGGUACUGGCAUUAACCCGGCAAGGAGUUUUGGACCAGCUGUGAUCUACAACCAGGACAAAGCAUGGGACGACCAAUGGAUUUAUUGGGUUGGACCAUUUGUUGGAGCUGCGGCGGCUGCGUUUUACCAUCAAUAUAUUCUUAGAGCUGCUGCAAUCAAAGCUCUUGGAUCCUUCCGGAGCAACGCUUAAUUAAUGAAGAAGCUUCUUCACACUGGCUUUGCCUCAAUUAUGACUUGUUCUAUGUCUCCCCAAAGAAUAACAGUGCCAGUUCAAGUCUGUCUACGGGUCCCUAUUGGUGUUCCUUUUGGAUUUUCUUCUUAGCCCCUUGGGUUUUUGGGGUGAAAGCCAAAUACCGUGGGGUCUUGAAAUUGUAGAUAAGCAUGCUUAUGUCUGAGGGUGUAUUUGUAUCCCUUUUGUUUUUAGUUCUUUUUUUUUUUCAAGUAUUUCUCAUGUGUUCGUUUUUA
Abrus precatorius (Indian licorice) is the source of this 1291-nucleotide messenger RNA. RefSeq names its product aquaporin PIP2-7. Lineage: Eukaryota; Viridiplantae; Streptophyta; Magnoliopsida; Fabales; Fabaceae. Gene Ontology annotation, biological process: transmembrane transport. Gene Ontology annotation, molecular function: water channel activity. Gene Ontology annotation, cellular component: plasma membrane. The transcript is spliced from 4 exons. Bases 153 to 1016 code for a protein of 287 amino acids. The record is from RefSeq and is a predicted model, not a curated record.